AAGGCGGGGAUGACUCGGCUCGGUUAGGCUGCUGAUUAGCAACAAACAGAAGGUUACGAGUUUAAAAAAUUGGACAAUUUGACCGCCAGACUGGGUUUGCGGAUAUAAGAGCGGUAUGAACUAUGUCGGGUGUGUGACCGGGGCUUGUUGGGCCGCUUUCGUGGACACCCGGCGGUGAUUUUUGCAACAUUUGUGGCCGCUCGCGGAGACAACCUCGCUUUUAGGUCGUUGAAGUGGCGAUGCUGAGCUGAUAGCUGCGUCAUCAUGUUGCUUCCGACUCGAGUUGGCGAAAAGAAAUCUCAAGUUAACGCCGGAGGUGAGGCUGCCCGCCGUCAUCCAGCCCCGGAGGCCACCCCCGACGCCUGAGGUGGAUGGGAGACGGGCUGCGGGUGAGCGGUCGGCGGUGAAGCCCGUUUACGUGGUCGCUGUGUAACUGGUGACUUUACAUCACUUGGCUCGGCGGCGUUGGCGCGAUACUCUCCUGGGCUGCAUUUAUUUUCCGCACUGGACUGUCAAACAUUUCUGUUGAUGCUGAUACUAAAGCCCCUCAAACAGAAAGUGUUGAUAUUUUAGGGAUGUUAGUCAUAACUGAAGAAGUGAUGACACUGACAGCUCUGGUGCAAAGAUCCAGUGAAAUGACUCCCAUCUGGUGGUGACUUUUCUUCUCGAGGAAAAACAAGCUUUUGUAAAGCCACAAUAAGCGACGCGACGGCUCGUUUUUAACUAUUUUGUAGCAGUCAGACUGUUAGCGAGGUGUCAGAGAGUGUUUUGUUGUCGGAUCUGCUGUCACCGCAUCCACGUGGACUUUGCUUCACGUUAAAGUUUGGCUCGAAACAGGACUUCAAAGACGAAGCAGCUGUGGUUCCUCUCAUCAAGUUUUAACACAAAAAUAAAACAGGUGAAAAUGGCCAGCACGCACACUAACAAUCAUUACGCAGAGACGUUUUCGUCCAAGCCGUGGUCGGAUGGAGACGGAGCCGGGGAGACGGAGUCAGCCGGGAAAGGGCGUGGGCUUCCCGCACGGUGCUCGCCCAACUUUGAGAUGAUAGACGGGCUGCUGUACCGCAAAAAGCUGGAAAAGGGCUUUAUCAACUACCGGGAGGUUUUGGAUGAGGAGCGGAGACAUGAGGCCAUCUCCACCUUUCACCGGCGGCGGCUUGGCCCGCACCAUCACUCCCUGGAGGAGACCUACAAAUGCGUGGCUGAAAACUACUGGUGGGAAGGGAUGUACUUCCAGAUCAGAGAUUUUGUCCUGGGCUGUCCAGAGUGUCAGAGCCAGCGCACCAAGAAAACGGAGGAGCUGGGUGGCAGAGGAUGUGUCACAAAGACGAUGGUGUCACACAGCGCUGACAUGCUGAGCAAGCUGAGGAGUCAGCGGGAGGCGGGUCUCUUCUGUGACAUUACACUGAGGACGAACGGGAGAUCCUACUCUGCUCACAGAGCUGUCCUGGCGGCCGUCAGCGACCACUUCCAGGAAAUCUUCACAGAAAUGGACUCGAGCAUGAAAGCAGACAUAGAUCUCACAGGUUUUAGUGAGGACAGCCUUCUGUCCCUGCUGGAUUUCUCCUACUCGUCCACUCUGAGUGUUCGCCAGGAGGACCUACCUGAAGUCAUCGCCAUGGCCCGCCACCUGGGAAUGUGGCCUGCGGUGGAAGCCUGCUCCGCUCUCAUGAAAGAGCAGGAGCAGCAGCUCCGUCCCGGCAAGGGCUUUCCCUCCGCCUGCGCCGGUGCAUGUCACGAGCGUCACCACCAGCAGAGGGAAGGCAAAAGGAAAAGGGUGGACAGUAUGAACGACAGCUUCAGUCUAAUGCUGGAUGCAUCAGAUGAGUCUUUAGAAGGAAGUCCAAGACACAAUUUGCGCAGGACACCGAAAUCCCAAGGCCAUAAUGGUCUCCCUCUGAGCCCGACACAUAGGAUGAAGCUCAUGGACUUCAAAUCUCCCUCUUCCAAGAAAGCUACUACACCUCGACACGCCAUGGGCUCUCCGCAGUCACAGAGUUACUUGCGCAUAUCCCCAUCAAACACCCGUCUUCUCCGCUCUACUCCUGGGGCCGCCAAGAAGGUUCAGAGAUUGCUACCCAUGCCAGAGAGCCCUCGACGAAACCGAAAACCUCACUCCAUCACACAGCUGUCCCACAGCAACAGAUCGAGGGUUACAAAGAUGGCAGUGUGCAGCCCUGUGAGGGUAAAGCAGGAGGUGGAGGAGGUUGGAGAAGAUGAACAGGAUUAUGCAAGAGCGCAGGAGAAGUACAAGCUGAUGAAUGUUCUUGGGCUACAGAGGACCGCCCUCCUGCCUAGACCGGAAGAUCUGAUUGGCUGGAGACAGAAGAAGCGACUGAGGAAGCUGAAGGCCAACAACUACUCACUGACAAAGCGCCGAAAACCACGCUCCACCUCCCCAGGACUAACAUACGGGGCUGUGACACUGUCACUUCCCCUCUGUAACCCCGUCAACAGUCACCUCCUCAACAAGUCAGUGAAAAGCAAGCCUGUGGGUCCAAUCAGCACGGAGCAGAUGACGGCAAAGAGGCCAAAGAGCGUCCCGAGACACAUCCCUCCAAGUGACAGGAGCAUGCGAAGUAAAGGUGUGUUACCAGACAUGUUCCAGCCUGCGUCCAGGUCCUCCUUCGGGGGGAGGGAACUAAGACGGUCAGUGAGGACGGGUGACAGCGCCCACCUUCCUGCCCAGCAGCCUCUGCGACGCAAAAAAACCGUAGUGAGAAACACAGCCAGGAUCAAAUCAGAACCAACUCAAUACUCUGUCUCAGGUUUCCCUCUUUCAUCAAAUAAUCACUGCGGCCUCUCACCUCACAAAUCACCACCUCCGCACAGGGCACAGGCCAGAAAUAAGAUCACAGUAGAGUCGGUAAAAACACUGCGUUACAACAAAAGCCGACCAGCAACAAAGGCCAAGCUUAGGCGGGGCUCCACACGGGAGGUGGAGAAGACAAAGUGUAAGCCCAGAGAGGAGGGGAGGAAGGUCAUGGACGUUGGACCGAGAGGGAAGGUUAACGAACCCGGUGGGCUCCAGUUUUCAGAGCACGCACCUCCGCCGUCCAUCUACAACCACCCUCUGUACAAAGUCAUCAAAGAAGAGCCAGCAGAUCCCGUGCCAGUCGGACAUUUCUCUGAUCCUCCCUCUCCAGACCUGGGCAAGCGCCAGAGCAAGCCCCCCAUCAAAUUACUGGACUCGGGCUUUCUGUUCAGCUUCUGUCGGCCAGCAGGGGGGCCGAUGGCGGGACUGAAGAAAGAGGAGGAGAGCGUUGAUAUUUGCUUAAUGCGCUCUGUGUCACAAGUCGGGGAGAAAUUUGGAGCAGAGCAGUCCCCCCACAGGACGCUGAGAGCCAGAGGGCCACCCACCCUUCCUGUGAUGAAGACGGAGAGGGAGGAGAGGAGCGUGACCCGAAGCAAGGCUCAGAGACCCAGGCCAAACCGAAACGGCACUCCUCACCUGGCCAAAUCUGCCGGGUCAAAGGCCACACGGACCAUACCAAAGCAGGGUAAACUCCCUCUGAGCGGCAGGAGCUGCGUCAUGAUGGACGCUGUACGUCGGGCAAGGCUAAAGCAGCUUCGAGGGCCUCGCAGUCAAGUCCCCAAUCUCACAAAGGCGACCCAUGCCUGUGUGCAGUGCUCAGCCUCCUACAAGGACUGUGAUGCUCUCAUCAUGCAUCGCCUCAGGCACAUUGAGGGCAAGCACUGGCCAUGUCCGCUCUGCAGUAAGACCUUCUUCCGACUGAGGAAUGUACGGAGCCACAUCCGCACCCAUGACCCCAAGUUGUACAAAUGCCGGAGCUGCAUUGCUGCCGGCUCCUGAGGCAGCAGGAGGGUUCGCUCAAGCAGCGAAACUGAGGAUGAAGGCUGUGAGUGUCUGACACCAGCGAACAGGCUGAAGCCAGAGGCACAUGAUCGAUCAGCAGCUUGUACAUAAUGCAUCCGUCACACACAAGCACAACGGUCUGUGGAAAGGCAUAAUUACUCUGAUUCUAAUCAUUGCCGUCGUCGAUGAUCGCUAAUGUUAUUUAAAUAACCAAACCACGGUUGCUGGUCCCGUUUGCGUUUCCGUAGCUACAGAAGGUUAAACUUGAACAUUACACUCAGGGGGCGGGGAAUGCGAUGCCACGGUAUAAAGUGAUUUAACGUCACAGUUGUGUAUAAAAUUAAAAUGAUUGUUAUAACUAUAACUGCUAUGUAUUGUUAUUAUUUUUCUAUGUAUAGAUGAAUUUUGAGUGCACUUAUAUCAUAGCUUAUGUUGUAAACCUAAGAAGUGGGGAUGAAACUGAAGGUUUGGAGUCCACGGUGGGAAUACUUGAAGCGAUGCAAGAGCUGGAGGGAAUACUUGAAGUUGGUGGGGGUCUUAGGAGUGAGACUGUCCUCUGGGUGUUUCAGUGGGUCUUUGUCCUUCGGUGUGCUAACUUUUUAACGACUUGACCGGUCUGUCCCUCCUUUCGUAUUGAUCUGCUAGUCUCUCAUAGUCCGCGAGUCGGGGAUUUGGCUCGGGGCUAGUAUGGUGACACCACUGCAUGUGUAUUUGCAGGCCGUUUGUGGUCCACUGUCUUUUCUAAGGCUGCCAAUUUUAAAAAGGGAAAUGUGUCUCGUUUUUAAUGUGAAUUUCUGAGUAGUAAUCAACACAGCUGUGUCAUUACACAUGUUUUAUUGGUCUCCUCUUCCACUUUGAUCCGAGUUCUACUUGUUCGACUUCAAAUCCCCCUCCUACUGAAUAAAUGCAAUGUGUUCACAUAAAGAGAUGUUUGUUUCACAAAUUGAUUUUAGAAAUAACUGAGCUGUCUAUCGCUGUUAAAAGACUGAAUAAAUUUUUGCCUUUUA
Plectropomus leopardus (leopard coralgrouper) is the source of this 4824-nucleotide messenger RNA. RefSeq lists its product as uncharacterized. Gene Ontology annotation, biological process: regulation of transcription by RNA polymerase II. The record is from RefSeq and is a predicted model, not a curated record. NCBI's taxonomy places the organism in Eukaryota, Metazoa, Chordata, Actinopteri, Perciformes, Serranidae. Gene Ontology annotation, molecular function: RNA polymerase II cis-regulatory region sequence-specific DNA binding; protein binding; DNA-binding transcription factor activity, RNA polymerase II-specific.